AGCUGAUCGAACUGCUGCGCUUGCGCAAUUAAAUCAUAACAAUAAUUCAGAGUUAUGUUAAAAGUGUUAAAUUUAACAUUAUAAAAAAAUACAUAAAAUUGGUGAAAUUAAAGUUUAUAAUCAUGAAUGUCGUUCCCGGAACUGCAUCUCUUCUUGAAGAAUUAGACAAAAAACUCAUGGUAUUGUUGCGAGAUGGUAGAACUUUAAUUGGAUAUCUCAGGAGUGUUGAUCAAUUUGCUAAUUUAGUUCUACAUCGAACAAUAGAAAGAAUUCAUGUAGGUAAAGAAUAUGGAGAUAUUCCACGAGGAGUCUUCAUAGUCAGAGGUGAAAAUGUAGUUCUUCUAGGAGAAAUUGAUAGAGAAAAAGAAAAGGACCUACCUCUUUCGGAAGUUUCAGUAGAUGACAUUUUGGAUGCACAAAGACGGGAGCAAGAAAUGAAACAGGACCAAGAACGUUUAAUGAACAAAGCCUUAAAGGAACGAGGUCUUUCUUAUAUUCCGGAUUUAGGCCAUGAUGAUAUGUUUUAACUAUAAUCUCCCUAGUUUUUCGAUUCUUUUUUUUUUAUAUAAUUAACAAAAAAUUCUUGAAUAACAUUUAUUUAUUUUUCAUUUGCUUCAAGUUAUACUUUUAGUUAAUUGAGAAAUGUCAAAUUCAUGAAAUACUUGACUUUAUUUAGAUUUAUAUUUUGACACGUGUAAAUAUACAUACUUUUUCUAUGAUUCAAUAACAAUUUUUUUUUGCAAGA
This is a messenger RNA of Leptopilina boulardi, 745 nucleotides long. It is a transcript of the gene LSm1, whose product is annotated as U6 snRNA-associated Sm-like protein LSm1. Gene Ontology annotation, biological process: deadenylation-dependent decapping of nuclear-transcribed mRNA. The record is from RefSeq and is a predicted model, not a curated record. Gene Ontology annotation, cellular component: P-body; Lsm1-7-Pat1 complex. Gene Ontology annotation, molecular function: RNA cap binding. Lineage: Eukaryota; Metazoa; Arthropoda; Insecta; Hymenoptera; Figitidae. The transcript has 3 exons. Bases 123 to 527 code for a protein of 134 amino acids.